Telopea speciosissima is the source of this 1090-nucleotide messenger RNA. Its product is annotated as probable 2-oxoglutarate-dependent dioxygenase AOP1. Gene Ontology annotation, molecular function: dioxygenase activity. The record is from RefSeq and is a predicted model, not a curated record. NCBI's taxonomy places the organism in Eukaryota, Viridiplantae, Streptophyta, Magnoliopsida, Proteales, Proteaceae. Bases 44 to 1003 code for a protein of 319 amino acids. The transcript has 3 exons.
AGAGAUAGAAGGAAUUAAAAGAGAGAGAGAGAGAGAGAGAGAGAUGGAUUUUGAUUGUUGUGAAGGAGAGAUUCAGAUUCCAUAUAUUGAUCUUACAAAGGAUCUGUUGGAAUCGAAACAAGGGAGUACUGAAGAAUGGAAGGAAUUGUGUGGAAAAGUGAGAGAAGCAUGUGAAGAGUACGGAUGCUUUAUGGUGGGGUAUGAUGGGAUCCCUACAGAGCUACCUGAAGAGAUGUUCAUGGCCAUGAAGGAUUUGUUUGAACUUCCAUUGGAGACCAAACAGAAGAACACAAGUCCCCUACCUUACCGUGGGUAUAUUGGGAAUUCAGAGGUGGUUCCUCUGUUUGAGAGUCUUGGCCUCGAUGACGCCCACUGCCUCGACUCAGCUCAAGCUUUUACACAACUCAUGUGGCCCCAAGGAAAUCCGACUUUCAGCCAAACUGUGAACAGUAUGUGCGGAAAGAUGAAUGAGGUGGAACUACUGAUCCGGGGAAUGAUACUAGAGAGUUACGGUCUAUCGACAUACUUGGAUGCGUUUGUAGAGAUGGCCCACUCUACCUUUCGUAUGAUGAAAUAUAAACCACCGCCGGCAAGUGACGAUGUAGGCCUUGGCCUGGUAAGCCACACCGAUAAGGGUUUCAUAACAAUUCUGUGCCAAAAUCAAGUGAAGGGCUUCGAGUUACUCACAAAACAAGGGCAUUGGUACCAAUUAUCACCCGUGCAAGGCUCUUUCCUUGUUGUCAUCGGUGAGAUGCUCAAGGUGUGGAGCAAUGGGAAACUUCAUGCAGCGGAACACAGGGUAGUGAUGAGGGGAGACAGAGAGAGGUAUUCGUUCGCAUCGUUUUCAGCACCAAGGGAUGGGGCAGUGAUUGAGGUGGCCAAUGAGCUGGUGGACGACGACAACCCUCUUCUCUUCCGACCUAUCAAGUACAUCGAUUUCGUCAACUAUUUCAACUCCAACACCAGCAUCAGAAACGCCCUUCAAGUCUAUGCUGGCGUUUGAUCCCACCUCUCUCUCUCUCUCUCUCAUGGAUUAUUCUUCCUCAAUUACAUCAAUCUAAGUUAUAUAUAAUGUCUUUUGUGUUUGACC